CCUUGAGAACCUUCUUCUCCUCGUCGGAACUUUGUAAUGGCAACAUAUAUUUCGGCUUCGAAUUUCUUCUUCUCCAAGCCAAUUUCUUCUUCAUAAGUCAUUAUUUCUCUUUUUCGUACAGCAUUCUCGAAUCUUGAAGAAUCCUAAGUCUCGUUUCACAGAAAAUUAAUGGCUCAGAAAUGUGCGAUUGGAUUGAUUUCAGCCCUAGCAGCUUCGGCUUCUCUUGCGCAAUCUAAAGUCGCUUCUGCAGAUGGUCCUUUCAAUUUCUCUGGAUUCUCUACUUCUUCGAAUCCUCAGCAGCAGCAGCAGACUUCUCCUCCGGCUUCGCAAACUCAGAGGCUACCGUCGACUCCUGCUGGUAAAGAGUCUUCUGCUCCUCCGCGAGCUCGGAAUGAUAAUCCCAGGACGAGUUCCGGUGGUUUUGAUCCAGAGGCUCUGGAGCGAGGAGCUAAGGCCUUGAAGGAGAUUAACAACUCUUCUUACGCGAAAAAGGUUUUUGAGAGCAUUAAGCAGCAAGAAGAGACAAAGCAAACUGAGUUUGCAUCAAAGGCGCAAGAGUUUAAAGCUAUGCAAGCCCAAGCUGAAACUGAGAGGCAUAAGGUUAUAUAUGAUGAACAGAAAAAACUUGCUCAACACCAAGCGCAGACAAAAUCGCAGAUGGCUCGUUAUGAAGAUGACUUGGCAAGAAAGAGGAUGCAGGCUGAGAAUGAGUUCCACAGAGCAAGAAAUCAAGAACUUGUGAAAAUGCAAGAAGAUUCAGCCAUUAGACAGGAAUCAGCUCGACGUGCUACUGAGGAACAGAUCCAGGCACAGAGACGACAAACUGAGAGGGAGAAGGCUGAGAUUGAACGUGAGACCAUCAGAGUCAAAGCAAUAGCAGAAGCAGAAGGAAGGGCCCAUGAAGCUAGGCUUGCUGAAGAUGUAAAUAGGAGAAUGCUUGUGGAUCGUGCAAAUGCAGAAAGAGAGAAAUGGGUUGCGGCCAUAAACACAACGUUUGACCAUAUUGGAGGCGGUUUGCGAGCAAUUCUGACAGAUCAAAAUAAGUUGGUUGUUGCUGUUGGGGGUGUCACUGCUCUCGCAGCGGGAAUCUACACAACGAGAGAAGGUGCAAAAGUUAUCUGGAGCUAUGUGGACAGAAUAUUAGGACAACCAUCCUUAAUUCGAGAAUCAUCAAGAGGCAAGUACCCUUGGUCUGGCUCGCUUUCUCGUGUAGUGUCCACAUUGCGUGGUAAGGAUGCUUCCAAAAAUGGAAAAGGAUUUGGUGAUGUUAUUUUGCAUCCUCCACUGCACAAGAGAAUUGAACAGCUAGCUAAUGCAACCGCCAACACAAAAAUCCACCAGGCUCCUUUCCGAAAUGUGCUUUUCUAUGGUCCUCCAGGCACAGGAAAAACAAUGGCUGCCAGAGAGCUUGCUCGUAAAUCUGGUUUGGAUUAUGCAUUGAUGACGGGUGGAGAUGUUGCUCCCCUUGGAUCUCAGGCUGUUACAAAGAUUCACCAACUGUUUGAUUGGGGCAAAAAGUCUAAGAGAGGUUUAUUGCUCUUCAUUGAUGAAGCCGAUGCAUUUUUGUGCGAGAGGAACAAAACAUACAUGAGUGAAGCCCAAAGAAGUGCUCUAAAUGCUCUUCUCUUCCGCACGGGUGAUCAGUCCAAAGACAUAGUCUUAGCACUUGCCACAAACCGACCUGGUGACCUAGACUCAGCUGUGGCUGACCGUGUCGAUGAAGUUCUCGAAUUCCCCUUACCUGGAGAAGAAGAGCGGUUCAAGCUUUUAAACCUCUAUUUAGAAAAGUACAUAGCUGAGGCUGGUCCAAGAAAGCGGAGUUUGUUCCACCGCCUAUUCAGGAAAGAACAGCAGAAAAUCGAGAUAAAGGGUGUCACUGAGGAGCUCUUAAAGGAAGCGGCUGCAAAAACCGAAGGGUUUUCAGGUAGAGAGAUUGCGAAACUGAUGGCAAGUGUUCAAGCAAAUGUUUAUGGAAGUGAGGAGUGUGUGUUGGACGCUAAGCUUUUCAGAGAGGUUGUUGAUGAAAAAGUUGCAGAGCAUCAACAGAGAAGAAAAUUGGCUGGAACAGAUUUGAAAUGAUGAGAUAUAUACCAAAAGUUCAAUCCAGUGGUGUCAUCUUCACACACUUUAGCCAAGAGGCACAGAAUCUCUGAUGUUGGUUCCGAGGUUUAGGCAGAGACUUGAUUCCUAUUGUUUUCUCCUUCUUCUUUUUUGGUUAAGGAGAGGUUUUGUACUUGUCUUAUCGCUUUAAAUUUUUAUCUCUCUGACCAAGCGCAAAUCAAACUGGUUGAAAUAAAAUUGAGAAAUAUCUAUAUAUACUUCGUUCAAAUUGGAA
This is a messenger RNA of Capsella rubella, 2335 nucleotides long. RefSeq names its product ATPase family AAA domain-containing protein 3. The coding region runs from base 169 to 2079 and encodes 636 amino acids. Gene Ontology annotation, biological process: mitochondrion organization. Gene Ontology annotation, cellular component: mitochondrion. The record is from RefSeq and is a predicted model, not a curated record. The transcript has 8 exons. NCBI's taxonomy places the organism in Eukaryota, Viridiplantae, Streptophyta, Magnoliopsida, Brassicales, Brassicaceae. Gene Ontology annotation, molecular function: zinc ion binding; ATP hydrolysis activity; ATP binding.